Molecule: messenger RNA, 2628 nt
Organism: Seminavis robusta
Lineage: Eukaryota; Bacillariophyta; Bacillariophyceae; Naviculales; Naviculaceae
Source: the annotation of a GenBank genome assembly
AUGGCGGCGAGACCUCAGAAGACUAUGGGGCUUGUCUUUCCGAUGAUGUUGGUCAUGUUAUUAUGCCUACCGAUGAUCCAAGCGCAAGAUAUGAUUGCUUUGGGCGGCUACGAUGAAAAUGUGGCAUCCUUUGGAAACACAGAAAGCACACAGUACAUCUCCUUUGAUGCGGCCAACUUGGGAUCUGGACGUGAUUUCUAUGAUCGCCCAUCUUUGCAACUCCAACUAAGUCGAGAUGGACCCAUCAAGACGUUUACCAAAGUCCUCGGAAAUUCAGCUCGAAAUGUGCAUUUUGUGGGAGAGACCGAGGGAGGAGACACAAUCCAGCUACUGCGAGUCAAGUCGUCAGCAUCAGGACGGGAGCAACUUGUUGGAUCUCUUGUGGAAUUGGAUACGAAGAGAAUCUACCAAUUCCAUCAAAAGGCACACCCGUCCGAAAAUCAGCGGAAGGUACAGGAUCAAGAGGAGAGUAUCGUGACAGUGCAGGCGGCUAUUACACCUUCGAGAGACUUCCCUGAAUCAUCAGACCCUCUGACGUUUGAUUCAGCAUUUGUGGCCCAGGUUGAGCAAUAUCACGAACAAGCUGAUCAAGCAUACUUGCUGUCUGUGCGUGAGAAGCAGAUGGCCAUCGAAACCCAAGAAGGUGGUUCCAACAAUACCGGUAGCAAUGGAACCGGCACUGAGGACGAUGGUGGAGACGACAUUGACGCUCAGGACGAUGGCAAUGAUAAUUCCAAUAUUGACAUUGUUACAUUGAUGAUUGUGUGGACGAAGAGGGCAGAAUGUGAAUACUCUGAAUUGGUCGAAGACUGUGAGGUCACGCAGGAAACUGAAGACAAUAUGCGAGCAAUCAUUGCAGCAGCUGUCGCCGAAACGAACACAAUAUACAUCAUGAGCAACAUUGAUAUUCGCCAUGAGUUGGUUCAUGCCUAUCGCCAUCCAACAUAUGAUGAAAGGGUUGAUACGGUAGACGAUCCAUUGGGCGUGGGCAUGUUUGGCAGUUCCCUUGUCAAUCUGAUCGACCCCUGGAACGGUCAUCUCGACGAUGUGCAGCAGGUUCGAAGGGAAUACGAAGCUGACAUGGUCUCUCUGGUGGUCAACACUAAUUCGUACUGUGGGGCUGCAUCUAUCGGUACUAUUUUGGUACCACACCCAACGGCCCCCUUCAUGUAUUCUGUGCUUUACUGGCAGUGCUUGACAGGAGUCUAUGUGCUCGGUCACGAGCUGGGCCAUAAUUACGGCUGCUUUCACGACAGAGGAACGGAUGGUAGUUGUGACUGGACAUCGGUUUGGCCUGCACAUGGAUGGCGUGAUCCUAAGGGACAGUUCCGGACGGUCAUGGCUUAUAAUUGCAGGCAGGGGCAGUGUGACGAGAAUCCUCAUAAUGACUGCCCUGUAGUCCCUCGAUUUUCCGAAUCCGGGACAACGUUCCAGGGAGAGCCAUUGGGUGAUUGGAGAAACAAUUGCGCUCGACAGAUUCGUCUUGUCGCACCGAGAAUUUCGAAGUUCUACGGGGACAACAAAAGAUGGGUUUGCGGUGAAAAUGCAACUGCAUGUGAGGCAUACCAGGACGUGUCAAGAUUCGUGAAUGGGUUCUUUUGUUUCGCCCCUCACAUGACUGUGCAACUGGAGGGUCAAGAACAACCAACUGAGAUGAAAGACUUGCGGGUUGGAGAUCGAGUGCUUUCGGCAGGAUCCAAUGGAGUGCCAUCAUACCAGACAAUCUACAGCAUAAACCACUAUGAUCCAAAGACGCCAACAGAGUUUCUGCAGCUACAUGUCUUGCAAGACGAGAUGAACUCCGCAACAAUGUUGGAACUAUCCGCUUUCCACAUGGUCUACCUCAAGGGAAAGGACAAUCCGGUACCAGCUCGUCAAAUCCAAGCAGGUGACUAUGUUCAUGUUUUCUUCGAGUACACGAACAUGACUGCAGAGUUAACCAUACAAAGCUCUUGGCCGCCGAGCGCUGCACACUCGUAUGCCCGAGUGGAAAGUGUGAAAAAAGUCAUACGAAAAGGUUUCUUCAAUGCUUUGACUGAAUCCGGCACAAUCGUGGUGAAUGGAGUUGCUACCUCCACUUAUGCAUCGAUAUUAUCAGCUCCUGAUGACCACCACUCUAGUGUCUCCAAAGCUAGAUUCAUCACUAUUGACGAUGGAGAAUUCAUUCGCGUUGGGAACUGGAAUCUCCUCUCCCAGCAGACGCUUCUUCACUGGAUGCUGGCACCUUAUCGAUACGUGUCAUUGUGGAGACUGUCCAUCCAAGAUCCUCCAAAGGGAUUCCAACCAGACGAUGCCAAAUCCACACAAGAGGGAGAAUACCUUUCCCCGUACAGCUACUGCGGCAUCUGCAUCUUCGUUUGGUGGCAGCAUCAGUCAGAUUUGAUUCAAACGUUGGUGUUCUUCUCGUUUUUGGUCGUCUUUGGUGCAAUACAGCUGCUUCUUCCGAUCGCAACUUGUACGGUUGUGUUGGUAUCAAUAGGUUCAUUCCAUGCACUUGCUGAUGCAGUUGGUGUACAAACAUGGAUUGAAGUCGAAAAGAAGCUGGGAAUGGUGAAGAGACGCGCAAAUUCGCAUAAGAACUCUACUCCGAAGAGUUCCAAGCCUCAAGAACUUUUGGGCACGAUAUAG